UGUGACAAGAUUAAAUUUGAAUAUUUAAUUUAUUAAUAGUCAUUCAGUUCAAGCAGGUUUCGAAAUGAAUUUUUUUAAGCACUUGUUAACCUCGGUCGACACAUUCAACGAAAUGUCAUUCGAAGGGAAAUACAACGCGAAAAGCCCUGCGGUUAAAAGAUUAAUGAGAGAAGCUCAAGAACUUCAUGAAGCUACAGAGGAAUAUUGCGCUGCUCCUUUAGAAGACAAUCUCUUUGAAUGGCAUUUUACUGUACAAGGUCCACCAUCCACAGACUUCGAAGGUGGUGUUUACCAUGGCAGAAUUUUGUUACCUCCUGAGUAUCCUAUGAAACCUCCAAAUAUUAUACUAUUAACACCAAAUGGCCGUUUUGAAACAAACAAAAAGAUCUGUCUCAGUAUUUCUGGUUAUCAUCCAGAAACAUGGCAGCCUUCCUGGAGUAUUAGAACAGCUCUGUUGGCUUUAAUUGCUUUCAUGCCAACACCAGGAAAUAGAACAAUUGGUUCUUUGGAUUAUAGUAAAGAAGAAAGACAAAAACUUGCAAAAAAAUCUCUGAGUUGGCAGUGUGACACUUGUGGGAAAGUAGUCGAUUUGUUAUCUAAAAAUUCAGUCAAGAAACCCAUCACAGAGGAAGAACAAACUAUGUUAGACACAAUUGCUUUGAAGGCUGAUGAGUCACCUACAUCAGAUACAUCAUUCACAGUCAAUACAGACAAUAUUUUAGAAAAUGAACUGAGGCAACGUAACGUUGAAACGACUUCUAUCGAGAAUCAAGAUCGACAAGAAUCAGAUGUUAUAGUGAAUCAACAAGUAGAAACGAUGUCAUCUUCUAAUGAUUUGUUUUGGAGCAUUCUAAUUGCUUCCUUAGUGUCAGCGAUUAUUCUGCUUGUUUUGCGACGACUAUUUCUCGUUUAAAUUAUUCUAAAUGUAACAAAAGUUAUAAUAUUGUAAGUAUGUUAACAAAACGAAGUAAAUUUUAUACACAUUUUAUGAACAACAUUUUUAAACUUAGAAAAAACAACUGUCAGAUUUAUAUACUGUAGAAAUGGAUCUGGAUUUCAUGGAAACAAUGUAUAAUUGCACCGAUGUAUCCACUUUAGAACAUAUCUACCUUUCUCUUACACAGAACCACUCGCUUUAUAAAAGUAUUAUAUACUUCUGUUUAAUAUACUUAAUUUGCAUUGGCUGUAUUUACUAGUCCUUUAAAUUCUUUUUUAUCUUUUUAAUAUAGCAUAUCUCAUACUGUAUAGUUUAAAGGAAUUUAAUUUGUAUCCCUAAAGAAAUUAUUAAUUAUUAAUUGCAUUUAACACAUAUAUUAGUUAUUAAUUUUCAUAUAUAAAUCAUCUUAGUAAUAUAUAAAUUAACAAGGAUAUUAUUUUCAUCAUUAUUAUACUAUGUUUAUGUCAAAUUUCCAAGUAUUAUUUAACUGAAUCUAUACUACAAUAAAAUUAAUAUCUCAAAAAUAUAUUUUAAAUGCUUAUGGUUUCAAACUAUAGCUAUGUAUUUUUUCUCUUAUUGUUACGCAAAUGUAGAUAAACUAUAUGUUAGAAAUGUAUAUAACUUAUAACUUUAGCAUAAACUAAACGAAUUAUUCGUUAUGUUGUAUUUCGAAAUACUGUGCAGAUAAAAUGCAAACAAAAUACACCAGUUUGAAAAGUAUCAAACUGCAGUAAAAAUAUAAUACUAGUAUCUCUAUUGACUACUUUAAUACCGGUUGAUAUUUUAUGUGCAUAAAACAAUUGUCAAUGUAAUAACAAAACGUACUCGUUACCCAGAAAUUGCGUAGAUGAUUCUGGCAUGGUUGAGACUUAAUUUAAAAUGUACUAACAGAACACGUUUAUAUCCAAAUGAAAGUUGUUUGAUAAAAUGUAAAUUUAUAACAAAAUUAAGUAUUAAUAUAUUUGAAAAUUAAAAACAAAGUAUUAUUGUUACGGGACCAUAUGGGAUAUGAUUUCAUUACACUUAUACACAAUAGUGAACCGAAAAUGAUUAAGAAUACAAAGAUAUUUAGGCACAAAGUAUAACAUUUUUCUUGUCAUUUGUUUUUGCAUGUACAUAGAAAUACAUUUAAUAAACAGUUUUUGAUUUGUUAAACAAUAAAUAAAGCCCAUACAAUUUAUUGCAAAUAACACCAUGGUUGUACACAAAAUCAUACUUUAAUAAAUGAAAAUAUUGAUGUAAGGAUAA
Osmia bicornis bicornis is the source of this 2185-nucleotide messenger RNA. RefSeq names its product ubiquitin-conjugating enzyme E2 J1-like. The transcript has 6 exons. The record is from RefSeq and is a predicted model, not a curated record. The coding region runs from base 65 to 913 and encodes 282 amino acids. Lineage: Eukaryota; Metazoa; Arthropoda; Insecta; Hymenoptera; Megachilidae.